This is a messenger RNA of Etheostoma cragini (Arkansas darter), 4538 nucleotides long. RefSeq names its product leucine-rich repeats and transmembrane domains 2a (gene lrtm2a). Gene Ontology annotation, cellular component: plasma membrane. NCBI's taxonomy places the organism in Eukaryota, Metazoa, Chordata, Actinopteri, Perciformes, Percidae. Gene Ontology annotation, molecular function: protein binding. Bases 660 to 1892 code for a protein of 410 amino acids. The transcript has 7 exons. The record is from RefSeq and is a predicted model, not a curated record.
AGGAAUCACAAACAUAGCGACACACAGAAGGGCAAGCGCGUGACGCCAGCAACCUAACGCUGUUGUCUCAUUCUCGCUCUCUCUCUCACACACACACACUCACGCCUCUCAGACGCACACGGCAGCGCACAAGCCAGUGAACAGGACGGCGCUGGAUGUGUCAUUCAUAUAUAGGGAAUAGAUCCGAAGAAAAGGAUUAACUAUCUACAUCCCUCUCCCUCAGCGGACCUUAUCCUCUCUUCCCUCCUCUUGUGUCUCUAAGCUUCUAUUCACCUCGUUUGUUUUUCCACAUGCCCUCCUUUUUCACAUUUCAUUGGUGGGUUGAUGCUGGGGGGAUUGUCUCCCUUCAGAAAGGAGGAUUAUUCUUAUAUUAUUCCUUUGACUGGGAUCUUGAAUACAUGGAUUUCUUUAAUUGAAGGGGUAACAGGUUUUCUUUUUUUUAGAGAUUUUUUAUCUUUUUUUUUUAAUUUAAGGAUAUUUGUGCUGAGGAUGGCUCGUGUGAGAAAGCUAUAAGGCUGGUGCAGUCUGAGAUAUUUGGUCAAAAGGUGUUUUGGUGUAGCUUUCCGCAGUCGCCGCCCUAGUGGAGGCUGCAGGCAUGGUGGCUUGACGCCCCCAUAGCCCCGCCCCUCUGACAGAGGAAGGCUGCAGAGCUCUGUGUCAUGCUCCCCCACACCCACCCCCCUGAGGGCAUCGUCCUGCCCUCACCUAGCACUACCACCCUCCAUCUGGCCAGACCUGUCUUCAUCUGUGUCCUCUGCCUCAUGGCGACGCUGCUGCCCGCAGCCUCUGCCUGCCCGUCUCCCUGUCUCUGCGACUCAGACAGCCUGCUAGUGGACUGCGGGGGCCGGGGUCUCUCCUCUCUGCCGCCCCUUCACCUCCUGCCUCCAUGGAGCCGCUCCCUCCUGCUAGCCAACAACAAGUUUUCCUCGCUGGGAGCCUCUGCCUUCGCUAACCUCUCCUCUCUGGAGGAGCUGGACCUCUCUAACAACUACCUGGAUAAUUUACCAGCUGGAUUAUUCAGAGACAUGUCCAACCUGACAAGACUGACUCUGCACAACAACUCACUAACUGCAAUGGACAGAGACCUCUUUCAGGGUUUGGGGGGUCUUCAGAGUCUGGAUUUAUCCCUGAAUGGCCUGUCCUCUGUUCCUCUGGGACUACUGGAUGAGCUGCAGAGUCUCAGGUGGCUGUCUCUAGCGGGAAACAGGCUUCAUGGUUUGGAGAGGGCAGCGUUUGAGCCGCUUGCCAACCUACGACACCUGGAACUGGGACACAACCCCUGGGAAUGUGACUGCAACCUCCGCGAUUUUAAACACUGGAUGGAGUGGCUGCUGUACAGAGGGGGGAAGGUGGACGCGGUGGAGUGCACGCUACCGAAGGAUCUGCGUGGGCGAGACAUUCGUGGUGUUCCGGUGGAAAUGUUCAACUACUGCCUCCAACUUGAAGAUGAGAAUGGGGGUGGAGGUGAGGGAUCCCGUUCUGGACAAGGAGGCGUUCCUCCCUGCAGCAGGAACGCUCUUAACCCCAGUGGAGCAACCCCAAUUUCUGACAACAGCAACAAUGGUCAUGACUACUCUCCAAACACGGGAGGUGGAGGAGGAGGAGGAGGAGGAGGAGGUGGCGGGGGCGGAGAGGCAACUCCGGACUGUGUCCGUGCCCGCUACCGACCUGUGAGCGUGCGCCGCGCCAUCGGCACAGUUGUGAUUGCCGGCGUGGUGUGCGGCAUUGUUUGCAUCAUGAUGGUUGCAGCCGCGUGUUACGGCUGCAUCUACGCCUCGCUGAUGGCCAAGUAUCAGAGAGAGCUGAAGAAGAGGCAGCCACUGAUGGGAGACGGAGACGGAGAUGCAGAUGGGGAGGAUAGGGAAGAGAAACAGAUCUCAUCUGUGGCCUAGAGGAGUGAUGGAAUGGGGGGGGGGUUGCCAUGUCAAAGGGUAAAGGUUGGAAGAGGUGAAAAUCAAAAAGGGCUCGAAGAGGAGAGAGAUGGAAGAGCUUGUUUUAUGCACACAGUCAGUUAGGGUAUCUCUCCCUCUAAUUCUCAAACUGACACCUUUCUCCCACUUUGUUUUCCUUUCUUUGCCCUCUUUCUAUUUUUAACCUUCUUCCUCUGUCCCUCUCUCUAACACCUCGCAUACAUAUACCUUAUCUGUUCCUUGAAUCUCUCUUACAUUUGGAGCCAUUCUUACUGCAGUAUUUGUUACUAAUUAUCCCUCCAAAUCGCCUUUCACCACUUCCAACACUGCAGGUCUUGGCUGCUGCUGAAUUCCAUAUUAAAUUAGCCGAGAGAAAAAUUAGUUGGUACUUUCUCCAGUAUGAAACAUAUCAUAAGCUGUUACAAGUCACUCCUGGUGUACGUUGGUCAUUAUUAGUAAAACUGGAUCAAAUUUUCAGGGAUUUACAGUAUAUGUGGUGUUGAUUGGACCAAUAUUCCCAGCUGUAGUAUUAGCUCUAGUGUGGUUUGCAUCUUUCUCCUCCUCAUCUUCUCUAAUGCCAGUAGUUCCUCCAAAAACCAGGACUCCAACCCAGAUCCCUUGACCCUCCUCUGACGUUCCCUUGGACCUCCAAGUCCCAAAGAAACAACCAGUGUUGGAAAUCUUGGGGUAAUUAGGGAAGCUUAAUGGAUAAACACAAAGAGAUGUCAUUUCUGUAGUCAAUACCUCUCUAGCACUUUGUUGCAGAGAGAUUACUGGGCAUACAUACAAAUUAUAUGUUAAUCGAGUCUCGUGUCUUCUGAGACUUGUUAGGGAUGUUUCAUUCGGAACAGGAAACCAUUUGGAUUGACAAAACGAUCAUUCAUGGAAGGCUAGACCUUUCAAACACAUAGGUUUCUUUCUGGAUCUUCUCUGAAACAAUAACAUCCUCCAGGUGUCACAGACUGGAGCUGUGCAUAAGAUUCAAUCAUUUCAAAGGGGAAGAAACCAUUUUAACUGUAAUUUACUCUGAGUACUUGCUUACUUGAUGCUUGUUAACUUAUUAUGAUCAGUAUCUGAACAGAUGAAAAGCCUCUUGCUGUAUCAUGGCGGACAAACUAUUUUUCUGGUAUACCUUGGACUACGCUUCCAGGCGGGUUCAGAAAAAUCUGAAAAUGGUUUUAAUGAAGUUAUUGGGAAUUAAAGGACCACUGACUUUGCUUGACCAUAUUUAUUCUUUUGUUCAGCUCAUUUUUCAGACUGAUUUCACCCCUCAGAGGUGAAUGUUUGCUACUAUGGCAUGGAAGCACUAUCUCAGAGAACCCUGUAUUCUGGCAAGGACUACAACAUGUCAUCUAAGGACUACAAUAUUCAGACUCCUGCACUUUAUUUCCCUAAUCAGAUUCCCUUCCCCCUCUUUCUUUUAAAAACGAACAAUUUGCCCAGAAGCAUUACAACGAAUAAAGGAUUAAACAAAAAGACGCUGCUAUUCCCCCCUCACCAUCCUUUUAUCUCUCCAUCCAUCUUUCCAUCCAGUUCUAUUUAUGGAAAGUAUUUUACACUUCCUUAAAGACAACCCGCCUCCUUUCUUUCCUUUUGUCCAUCCCUUCUCCCAUAUUGUGGUCUGUAUGUUUUUCCUCAAAGGUCAGCAAUAUGCAGUGGAAGGUGUGUCAUCAUAGCAUUAACAUUCUGUCAUCGCCACAGAGUUGUUCUGUUAUAAACUUAGUAAUCAUCACUUAUUCAAGAGGAAUCUGUUUGCCACUGUUUCUCAGUGCAUUAACAAAAAGGGUUAGUUUGUUUGAGUUACAUGGAGUUUUCAUAAGUACCCUUAUUCACACCCUGAAAUAUUUAGGCACAUUUUCACAUUUUAUGGAUAUAUAUAUAGUAGGAAUGUUUAAAUUAUCUCAAAAAGCUUUCAUUGCAUAUUGCUCCCCUACAGUAAAACUAUUGUCCACCCUUGAUUUUGAAUUGGCUGGUUAUAAACCUAUAUUAAUAGUGUGUUAUAUUAUACCUGGGUUAUGAUGCUGAUAAAUAUUAUUAUAUUAGUCUCUAAUAUGGUGUACUGGCCCAGCGAUCCCCACCAAAUGUUUUAUGACGUAACGGUCCAUGGUUUUCUGUAUUAAUUCAUUAUGUAUGUCUUUUGUUGUGUAAACUACUUAUGUUUUUGGUUUUAAUAUCUCUGUAAUGUUUGUUUAUUUGUCGUGUUCAUUUAUUUGAGUUCAGUAGUUGGUAAAGUUUCUGCAAGAGACAUAGAAAGAGUUUGGCCAUUGAGAGUAUACAGCAUACAGCCAUGUAGGCAACACGUAAUCUUAUGGUUUUAAUAUUUUUUUUAUUUAGUGCUAUAUGACCAACUUUGUCUCAGACAAAUAACUUUUUUCAUUAUGCAACUUAUUUGAAAUAACAAACAGCAUUAGUAUUUAUGGAGAAACAUGCUGCCAGAUAUACCAGAUGUUGGGUUCCAACCGUUGUUAAUUGGUUAGUUUUAUAAUAUCCAAACAUCUGUGGUUAGGUUGUUAAGAUACAGUAUGUCCACUAAACAAUGUGGGAAUUGUUGUUAAAAGGUUAUGGUCAUGGUUAUUUAAUUACAAUUUUAAGGAUUAUGCCUUUUAUGAGAUAGGACAUCAGAUCAGA